AUGGCACUGAGAUGUACAGAUAUAAUAACGACAAUCCAGAAAAUGCGUCGAAGAGGAGUGGAGUUCUUGACGAUACCGUCUAGUUAUUACGAUGAACUGGAGCAACGAUUGAGUCAUUCUAAGAUUCAUCUUGAGGAGGACAUUAAGAAAUUACGUGAACUGAAUAUUCUGGUGGAUUUCGACGAUAACGGUUAUCUACUGCAAAUAUUCACGCAACCUAUGCAAGACAGACCAACUCUUUUCUUGGAGGUCAUUCAACGAAAUAACUUCAACGGAUUCGGUGCCGGUAACUUCAAGGCAUUAUUCGAAGCAGUUGAACGAGAACAAGCCAAAAGAGGAACUUUGAUAGUCGAUGAUUUCUCGAACGGAUAUUAG
Molecule: messenger RNA, 375 nt
Organism: Anisakis simplex (herring worm)
Lineage: Eukaryota; Metazoa; Nematoda; Chromadorea; Rhabditida; Anisakidae
Source: the annotation of a GenBank genome assembly